AUAAAUUAGUUCAUUUUCAGUUUCAAUAAUUACAUACCGAUUCUUGUUGGUCCAAUAUAAAUAUUCUAACGCGACCAAACUCAAGAAUCAUAGUCGCUCUCAAUUUUCAUUCUCAAACAUGUCCAAGCAAACAUACAGAGUUUGCUGGUGUUUCCGCCGACGGUUCAAGGUCCGUGAGACUGAACCGCCGGCGGACAUCAAGGAACUCUUUUGUCGUUACUCUGAGAACGACAUCAUGACCGCUGAGCAAUUGCAGCGGUUCAUGGCCGAAGUACAGGGAGAUGAUAAAGUGACAAAGGAGGAGGCCGAGGCUGCGGUCGAUGCUACGAUUAAAGAGCUGAAACAUCUCCCGAUCUUUCACCGGAGACUUCUGAAUCUUGAAGCAUUUUUUCGGUAUCUCAUGAGUGACUACAAUCCUCCUCUACCUUUUCCUCCUAAGGUGAUGCAUGAUAUGGAUGCUCCAUUGGCACAUUAUUUUAUAUACACCGGACACAACUCGUAUCUUACCGGCAACCAAAUAAGCAGCGAUUGCAGCGUUGUCCCCAUCAUCGAAUCGCUUAAGAGAGGCGUUCGUGUCAUUGAGCUCGACAUGUGGCCUAACUCCACUAAAGAUGAUAUUGAUAUUGUCCAUGGAGGGACAUUAACAGCACCAGUCAAAUUAAACAAGUGCUUGGAAGCCAUCAAGACACAUGCAUUUGUUGCAUCUGAAUAUCCUGUCAUCCUCACUCUUGAAGAUCACCUGACUCCUGAUCUUCAAGCCAAAGUUGCAAAGAUGGUGACCGAAACAUUCGGUGAUGUAUUAUAUUGCUCCGAAUCAGAAGCUAUGAUAGAUUUUCCUUCCCCUGAAUCGCUAAAGAAGCGAAUAGUAGUCUCAACAAAACCGCCAAAGGAAUAUCUUGACACUGCCAAGAGCAUGAAGGGAAAUGAUGAGGACUCCGUGAAGAUGAAAACCGCAUCCGAAGAUGAUCCAUGGGGUGUAGAAUUUUCAGACACUCUUGAGAAACCUAUGCCCUUAGAUAAGGAUCAUAAGGAUGAAGAAUUUCACUAUGAAGAAGAGAGUGUGAAGCAUAAUUUGGAACCCGAGUACAAACAACUAAUCGCAAUCCAAGCGAAGAAACUUAAAGGAGGAGUGAAAGACUGGCUACAUGAUGAUCCUACAGCCGCUAAGCGGAUUAGUCUCAGGGAAACACGACUCGAUAAGGCCAUUGAGAAUCAUGCAACAGAUGUCAUCAAGUUUACCCAAAGAAACUUGUUGAGGGUGUUCCCAAAAGGCUCACGAGUUGACUCAUCAAACUACAAUCCGUUAAUUGGUUGGACUCAUGGGGCUCAAAUGGUUGCAUUUAACAUGCAGACCCAUGGGAGGUCACUAUGGCUGAUGCAAGGAAUGUUCAGAGCCAAUGGAGGCUGCGGGUACGUUAAAAAACCAGAUUUCUUUCUUAAAAACGGCCCCGAAGACAAGAUCUUUGAUCCUAAAAACACACUUCCUGUUAAAAAGACUCUCAAGGUGAAAAUAUAUAUUGGUGAUGGGUGGCACUUGGACUUCAAAGAAACACAUUUUGAUAUUUAUUCACCCCCAGAUUUCUAUGUCAAGGUUGGAAUUGCUGGAGUUCAAGCUGACUCAGUUAUGAAGAAAACAAAGAUUCUACAAGAUGACUGGACACCAAAAUGGGAAGAAGAUUUUGAGUUCCCGUUAAUGGUUCCAGAGCUUGCAUUGCUUCGCGUAGAGGUACAUGAAUAUGAUAUGACUGAAAAAGAUGAUUUUGGAGGACAAACUUGUCUUCCGGUAUUUGAAUUGCGAUCAGGAAUUCGAGCUGUACCACUUCAUGAUCAAAAAGGUGAUAAAUACAAGUCUGUGAAGCUGCUUAUGCGUUUUGAUUUUGUAUAAGUUAUAAUCAUUUACUUCAUGUUUUGUUUUACAAUAUAGUGAUUAAUGUGGUUUUGUAAAUGUUGGACAAAUGGAAAAUAUAUGUUUGUAUAAACGCUAUAUCAUGCUAUUUAUUCAGGUUAUAUAUCAUAGUAAUAAAAAGAGUUUUUGAA
This is a messenger RNA of Helianthus annuus (common sunflower), 2037 nucleotides long. RefSeq names its product phosphoinositide phospholipase C 2. The record is from RefSeq and is a predicted model, not a curated record. The transcript has 9 exons. Lineage: Eukaryota; Viridiplantae; Streptophyta; Magnoliopsida; Asterales; Asteraceae. Gene Ontology annotation, biological process: lipid metabolic process; phosphatidylinositol-mediated signaling. Bases 119 to 1885 code for a protein of 588 amino acids. Gene Ontology annotation, molecular function: phosphatidylinositol-4,5-bisphosphate phospholipase C activity.